GUGAGAGAGGACAGAGAGAUGCUUUGCCAGUAAUUUCCACCGUGCCCAAUGCGCUCAUUGGUGCAUCCUUCCAACGUGUCACCAGUUUUGGUGGAUUACCCCAGAUAUCUUUACCUUCAGGAGGGUGAAACAUCACUCACUUUUCUCAGCUCCUCUCUUCAGAAGCUGCCAGUAAGGACCUCUGAUAACAUUUGGGAAACUUUCAUUUCCAAAGAACAACUCAGAGGGAAAAGGAUUUGAAGAUUUUUAUUAGCUACCUACGCACCCCGAGUGCAAAUACGCAAUUAUUUACUUAAAGCUCGACGAUGGCUACGUCUUUGUCAUUCUCAGCGUUUCUCUUGUUGACACCCUUGCUGUUUAAGGGUCUUCGGGUCAGUUGCUCCCCGGGCUGCGCGUCUUGUAGGUUGUCAGCGAUGGAUAAAGACGCAGAAGAAAGGAUGAUGAUAGAAAUCGCCAAGCAGCAACUUCUGGACAAACUGCACCUGAAAGAGAGACCAAACAUCACUCAUACCGUGCCCCGGGUAGCGCUCCUCACCGCGCUGCGCAAACUUCACUCGGGGCGCGUCAGGCAGGAUGGUACCCUUGAAUUAGAAAACAAUAUACCAACCAGAGAUCAAGGCUAUGAAAUAGUGAGCUUUGCAGAUAUAAAUGAUGCAAAGAGAAGUGAUAAGGCCAGCCUUAGCCUUACCUUUCAGUUUCUGCAGGAACGUGGCCAAAGUAUCCAGGUCCUCCAAUCCUCUUUGUGGAUCUAUGCCCGCGCCUCUGAGGACCCUCAGCAGGAUUCCCGUCUCCUUGCCCAGGUCUUCCUCUCUGCAGAUGAUGGAGUCUCAGGCACUAAUCGGACCUUGGUGAUGGAAAAGAUGCUGCACGUCAAGGAGAGUAACUGGCACACUUUCUCCAUCACCCGCACCCUGCAGGCCUUCUUGGAUGGGGGUCAACAUCGGCUCCAGCUGGAGGUCACCUGCGAAGAAGAUGGACAGAACCUUUGCGCCCUAGAUGGGUCUGCUCAAACCCCCUACCAGCCCUUCCUGGUGGCUCAGGUGCGUCUCCGUGAUGACCACUCCAAGCAUUUGCUCAGGAAGCGCUCACUGCGUUGUGGUGAUGACGUAACAGUCUGCUGCAAGAGAGACUUCUACAUCAAGUUUAAAGACAUCCAAUGGGAUGAGUGGAUCAUUGCACCUGAAGGCUACCAUAUGAAUUACUGCAUGGGACAUUGCCCCCAACAUCUGUCCGGUUCCCCAGGCAUAGCAUCCUCAUUCCAUGCCAGUGUCUUCAGCCAGCUCAAAGUCAACGGUAUUAACACAGCUACAACUUCGUGUUGCGUUCCCACCGAACGUCGACCACUCUCCAUGGUUUACUUCAACUCUCAGCACAGCAUUGUCAAAACAGAUGUCCCUGACAUGAUAGUGGAGUCCUGUGGAUGCACAUAAAUAACAGAAUAUAGAAGGCACGGUGUAAUUAAUUAAUUAUAUUUAGUAUAUUGACUUUAUUUUAUUUUGUUUUUUAUGAGAGUGUUGUAGACAAAUGAACUUAAAGAAGCACAAAACAAAUUUGACCAACUUUGAACAACAAGCUAUAAAAUGAGAACUGCCCACUGCAUAAAAAAAACUGCUGGCAAUAUACCAAAUCAAAAAAAAAAAAAAAAAAAAAAAA
This is a messenger RNA of Archocentrus centrarchus (flier cichlid), 1653 nucleotides long. RefSeq names its product inhibin beta B chain. Gene Ontology annotation, molecular function: hormone activity; growth factor activity; cytokine activity. The record is from RefSeq and is a predicted model, not a curated record. Gene Ontology annotation, cellular component: extracellular region. The transcript has 2 exons. Bases 306 to 1430 code for a protein of 374 amino acids. Lineage: Eukaryota; Metazoa; Chordata; Actinopteri; Cichliformes; Cichlidae.